AAACUACAUAGACACUAGGAAAUCUAAGAGAUUGAGUUUGAAGCCAUUAGCUAGCUUUGACACACCAACUAGACAAAUGAGGGAAGACAGCAGAGAUUAUCAUCUUUGUGAAGGUACAACCUAGUAAACUAGUUGUGAUACAAAGAUCUUCCCAGAAACAUGAACAAAAGAUUUGCUCUGAAUCCUAAAGAUCUGGGGCACAUGGCUAGGAUAUUGAAAGAAAUUGCCGCAGGUCACGAGAAUCAGCAGCUGUUAUAACGGGAUCUGAAUCUGUUUUUUCCCAGGAAAAGCAUGGAACUUGUUGGAUUCCUAGGCAUUCCAGAACUGACAGUUUCCAUGAUUUUCUAAUCCUCCCAAGAAAAAAGCUUCCUCUUUUAGUUACCUGACAAUCUGGCAUGCAAAAAAACCAGAAAAAGAUUACAGAUGCAGCAGUAGAAGCUCAAACUUCAACAUUAACUCCCAAAACAAAAAGAAAACAAUAUAGGAAAAUGAUCCCUUUAGUGUUACAAAGUUCCACCUUCUCUUGCCACGUCAAGCUCUCUCUAUCUCUCCCUGUUGAUAAAAAAAUCCGUCACAUAAACAAAUGGAUAUAAUGAGAAGACAGCCAAAAAAGGCAAAGCAGGCAAAGAAACAACCACCACGAAACUACCAAGCUGCUUUUAAGUUCAUGAACCCGAUGCCUUUCCUCCUCCUAUAUAAACCCUCUCUGCCUCUUCCUUCUUCCCUCACUCCUACACCCCUCUUGUUUAUCUAGUGAGAGCUUAAGACAAAGGAAAAAAAAGAAAGAAACAAAGAAUACCCUUUUUCGAGAAUCAUCAUGCCUUCUUCUUCAGCUACUCUGAUUUCCAAAUGCACGAUUUUCCCAGACCAGAAAUCCAAUGUCAAAACCUUAAAGCUCUCAGUUUCGGACAUCCCCAUGCUCUCCUGUCAGUACAUUCAGAAAGGAGUUUUGCUGACGGCUCCUCCUUUCUCCGUCGACGACCUAGUGGUCUUCCUUAAACAAUCUAUUUCAACUACUCUCUCUCACUUCCCUCCUUUGGCCGGUCGUCUCAUGACAGACCACGACGGGCAUGUGCACAUCACGUGCAACGACGCCGGCAUAGAGUUCCUCGUGGUGAAAUCUCCUAAAGUUUCCAUCCACGACAUUUUGUGCCCCGGCGAUGUCCCCUAUUGUGUCAAGGAGUUCUUCACUUUUGACAAGACGCUUAGUUACUCAGGCCAUUUCAAGCCGUUGGCUGCGGUUCAGGUGACCGAGUUAGUCGACGGGGUUUUUAUCGGGUGCACGGUGAACCACGCCGUGACCGAUGGGACUUCGUUCUGGCACUUUUUCAACACGUUCGCUGAGAUGACUAAAGGAGCUUCAAAAAUAUCGAAAACCCCUGAUUUUAGCCGUAACACCGUGUUUAAUUCUCAAGCCGUGCUUAAAUUCCCUCCCGGCGGACCCACAGUUACUUUCGCCGGCGACGAGCCAUUGAGGGAAAGGAUUUUCCAUUUCACCAGAGAAGCCAUUUUGAAACUUAAAUGCAGAGCUAAUUACGGUCGUUUUUUAACUAAACAAACGAAUUCCGAAGUUUUGGGCAAGCUCUGCAACGACAGCUGGAAAUCCGUUAACGGAGAAACCAACGGUUUGUCCAACGGCAAGGUGAAAAACAGUAACGAUGAGAUUUCGUCUUUCCAAUCGCUCUGUGCUCAGCUUUGGAGGUCGGUCACGCGUGCCAGAAAAUUAGAGGCCACCAAGACGACGACGUUUAGGAUGGCUGUGAAUUGCCGGCACAGGUUGGACCCCAAGCUCGAGCCGUACUAUUUCGGGAACGCGAUUCAGAGUAUCCCGACUUUCGCUCUAGCCGGCGAGUUGCUGGCUAAAGACUUGGGCUGGAGCGCCGAUCUGCUUCACAAAAACGUAGUGGCGCACGACCACGGUACGGUGCGGAGAGGUGUAGCCGAUUGGGAGAAGCAGCCGAGGCUGUUCCCGCUAGGGAACUCCGACGGCGCAUCGAUCACCAUGGGAAGUUCUCCUAGAUUUCCAAUGUACGAUAAUGAUUUCGGGUGGGGCCGACCUUUGGCUGUGAGGAGUGGUAGGGCCAAUAAGUUUGACGGGAAGAUCUCGGCCUUUCCUGCAAGAGAAGGGAACGGGAGCGUUGACUUGGAGGUUGUUUUGGCGCCUGAUACGAUGGCGGGGAUUGAGAACGACGCAGAGUUUAUGCAGUACGUAUCCGCGAUCGUGUGAGUGACUACACUGUAGUUUGAACCUCCUGUUUAAAAAAAUUGAAUCCCAGGUGGCAAUUUAUGAUUGGUGGUUAGUUGGUUAAGGGCUUCGGGUCGGAAGACGCGGUGAUCUUUGGACGGUUGUGAUUUCAUUUGUGUAAAAUCAAUCAUAAGAACUAAAGCGGUAACGUUUUGGCUACUUUUACCACGGAGUUGGUAUGUUGGGCUUUGGCUUUGUACAUUGAAGCUUUCAUUUUCCACGUGACGAAAUCAAAGGAAGGUUUUUGUUUUGUUUUGUUUUUUUUUUAUUUUGAAAUUUUUUUCCAAUAUAUAAAGACGUGUGAAUUUCCUUGUCACUAA
This is a messenger RNA of Theobroma umbraticum, 2565 nucleotides long. Its product is annotated as HXXXD-type acyl-transferase family protein. NCBI's taxonomy places the organism in Eukaryota, Viridiplantae, Streptophyta, Magnoliopsida, Malvales, Malvaceae. The record is from RefSeq and is a predicted model, not a curated record.